AUGUCGAAAGCAUAUUCUGGAUAUAAAUUAAAUAAUCAAACAAUUUUAGAAGAAUAUAUUGAUGAAAAUUAUGACCCAACUCAAGAAGAAAUUCAUGAAUAUGCUAUUUAUAUCGGAAUUGAUCCAGAGAAAGAAAAAGAUCUUCUUUGGUUAGCAAGAGAAGGUCUUAUGAAACCAUUACCAUCUGGUUGGAAACCAUGUCAAGAAGAACAUGGAGAAUUAUAUUAUUUUAAUUUUAAUACUGGAAAAUCAUCAUGGGAUCAUCCAUAUGAUGAAAUUUAUAAAGCACGUGUUAUUCAAGCACGAGAAAAGAAAACUACAUCAUCAAUUAUAUUUGAUACAAUUUCAAAAGGAAAAAAUACAUCAAGUUUAAGUGAUUUAUCCAGUGGAAAAAAUCCACAAAAUCUACCUAUGCAUACAAAAAAUGAUACAGUAGAUAAUCAAUUUGAUUCUCAAUAUAUUAACAGUGAUUCUAAUGGUGAAUUAAACAAUAGUGAAAAUGAUCAAACACAUAGUAGCAGUGAUUUUCAAAAAGAUGUCUCUUUUGGUAUUGAUCGUGAACUAUCUGCACGUAUUGAACGUGAAGAAAAUCAACCAUCAGGAGUUAUUACUGCAUCUCCUUCUUCAAUACCAUUUACUGAUAACACAGGUUAAUUGUUUUUAUGUACAAUGUGAUCUAUAAAUAACUAGACUAUAAACAAAUUCAAUAUCUUCAGUCUAUUUUAAUUAGUCAGGCUGAUUUAUUUCUUGGUAACAGAGGAUUCUUCAAAGUUUCUAUUCACAAGGGUACUGUAUACAACUAGCACUAUUAGCCAAAAAUAUCUUAGUCGUUCUUAGACUUAGACAUGUAGGCCAAUGAGACCAGACCGGUCUUAAUCGCUUGAGCUAACGAGAAGUUAUAAUAUAUGAUGGUUCUUCUCACUAGUUGUUCUGUAACUCAAGAAAAGUUUAUGAAACUAUCAUUAUGUAAUCUUUUAAUGUAACUAUUUAUGCUUUAAAUUUCAUCGAGUUUUAUCAAAGCGUUCAAAAGCUACGGAUAUUUUAUAUAAUGACAGGUUGACCAGAUCAUAAACUCCUUCCUUUGUCGAACUAUAGACCUACUAGUGAGAAGAAAUAUUAUACAUCAUAAUUCUUCAUCAGCCCAUGUAAUCAAGACUCUAGAUACUUUCUGUCAGUAGUGCAUUUCUUUAUUGAAGUCAAUAGUAAUAGUUCAAAAUAGUAUCUA
Rotaria sordida is the source of this 1225-nucleotide messenger RNA. The record is from the annotation of a GenBank genome assembly. NCBI's taxonomy places the organism in Eukaryota, Metazoa, Rotifera, Eurotatoria, Philodinida, Philodinidae.